AUGCCCCGCCGGCGCAGGCCUCGCGCGUCACUUCCGGGCGCCGCCGGAAGCCGGAAGCGCCCGCCGCCCGGCUGGCCGCGGGAGCCUGUGCCUCGGCGGCGGCGCGAUGCCCGGCGCGCGGCUCCUGGUGCUCUACGGCAGCCAGACGGGCACGGCCCAGGAUGUGGCGGAGCGGCUGGGCCGCGAGGCCCGGCGCCGGCGCCUCGGCUGCCGCGUGCAGGCCCUGGACUCGUACCCGGUGGUGAGGGCCCCCCGGGGCGCGCGGAGAGGCGGGGCGCGCCCGACCCUCCGCGCGCGCGCGAGGCCUUACCCGUGUGUCUCUUCGUUGAGGUGAAUCUGAUUCACGAGCCCCUGGUGAUAUUUGUUUGUGCCACCGCAGGCCAGGGAGACCCCCCCGACAACAUGAAGAACUUUUGGAAGUUCAUAUUCCGGAAGAAUCUGCCGCUCACUUCCCUGUGCCAGCUGGACUUUGCGGUGCUGGGCCUUGGUGACUCCUCGUAUGCCAGGUUCAACUUCGUGGCUAAGAAGCUGCACCGCCGGCUGCUGCAGCUUGGGGGCAGUGCCCUCCUGCCCGUGUGCCUGGGAGACGACCAGCACGAUCUGGGGCCAGAUGCUGCCGUGGACCCGUGGCUGCAGGAGCUGUGGGACAAGGUGCUGGAGCUGUACCCGCCACCCCUCGGCCUCCACGUCAUCCCCCCUGGGACCCCCCUGCCCUCCACUUUCACCCUGCGCUUCCUCCAGGAAGCCCUCACACCUCUGUCGGAGGAGCAGCCUGCAGUCCUAGCAGUCCCCUUGAGUCCCCCUUCCGAGAACCAGCCCUUCCUGGCACCCAUGGUCACCAACCAGAGGGUCACUGGCCCCACGCACUUCCAGGACGUCCGGCUGAUUGAGUUCGACAUCACAGACUCUGGACUCAGCUUUGCUGCUGGGGACGUGGUGCUGGUCUGGCCUGAGAACACGGCUGAGCACGUGGAGCGCUGCUGCCGGGCACUGGGCCUGCACCCUGACCAGCGCUUCACACUGCAGCCCCAGGAGCCAGGCGUCUCCUGCCCUGCACGGCUGCCCCAGCCCUGCUCUGUGCACCAUCUGCUGUCCCGGUACCUGGAUAUUGCCAGCGUGCCCCGCCGCUCUUUCUUCGAGCUCCUGGCCUGUCUCUCGCCCCACGAGCUGGAGCGAGAGAAACUGCUGGAGUUCAGCUCUGCCCAAGGCCAGGAGGAGCUGUACGAGUAUUGCAACCGGCCACGCAGGACCAUCGUGGAGGUUCUCUGUGACUUCCCGCAUACCGCCGGUGCCAUCCCCCCAGACUACCUAUUGGAUCUCAUCCCCGCCCUGCGGCCGCGGGCCUUCUCCAUCGCCUCUUCUCUACACGCACACCCGAACAGGCUGCAGAUCCUCGUGGCCGUGGUGCAGUACCAGACCCGCCUCAAGGAGCCACGCCGGGGCCUCUGCUCUUCCUGGCUGGCGUCUCUGGAUCCUGCCCAAGGAGCUGUCCGUGUGCCCCUGUGGGUGCGGCCCGGGAGCCUGACCUUCCCAGACAGCCCAGGCACGCCUGUGAUCAUGGUGGGGCCAGGCACAGGGGUAGCCCCGUUCCGGGCGGCCAUCCAGGAGCGCGUGGCACGGGGUCAGAAGGGAAACUUCCUGUUCUUCGGCUCCCGCCGGCGGGACCAGGACUUCUACUGGGAGGCUGAGUGGAGGGCCCUGGAGGAGAGGGGCUGCCUGACCUUGGUCACGGCCUUCUCCCGGGAGCAGGAGCAGAAGGUGUACGUGCAGCACCGGCUGCAGGAGUCGGGCCCGCUGGUGUGGGAGCUGCUGGACCGCCAGGGUGCCUACUUCUUCCUUGCGGGGAACGCCAAGCUCAUGCCCGCAGCCGUGUCAGAGGCCCUGGCGUCCAUCUUCCAGGAGCAGGGCGGGCUCUCGGGCUCUGAGGCAGCCGCCUACCUCGCCAGGCUGCAGCGUGAUCUGCGCUUCCAGACAGAGACGUGGGCCUGAGGACAGUCCCACAGUGCUGGACUCUGCCACCACCAGGGCCAGGGCCAGGCCACCUCCCAGACACCAGCCAGUCACAGGGCGGUGCCCCCACCCCAGGCAGAAGGCCCCCAGGCCCUGCACUCCAUCCUGUGGCACCCCGGACUGGGCCAGCUGCUCAGUGUUCCCUCGCCCGCUGUGUACAAUAAAUCUGGGGUGCCCGUGUC
Molecule: messenger RNA, 2192 nt
Organism: Sorex araneus (European shrew)
Lineage: Eukaryota; Metazoa; Chordata; Mammalia; Eulipotyphla; Soricidae
Gene: NDOR1
Product: NADPH dependent diflavin oxidoreductase 1
Exons: 13
Coding region: 1-1989 (662 amino acids)
Cellular component (GO): cytosol
Molecular function (GO): FMN binding; flavin adenine dinucleotide binding; NADPH-hemoprotein reductase activity
Source: RefSeq, a predicted model, not a curated record